AAUACAGUAGAAGGUACACGUGCGAUCUCGUCGAUCCCCGCUCGUGUUUUGUAAAAAAAAUUUUAAACCAUUUUUGAUCUCGGUGUGACACGUGAGCUGCGGAUCCUCGUACACUGUACAGUGCGAAAAGAAAUAAUUUUUAAUUAAUUUCCAAUUAUUUUGAAAGUUCCGUUUAUUAAUUCACCACUGUAAAAAGGUGUCCUGUGCCCGCGUUGAACUCUCCGAAGCCGCACGAGAGGCGAGCGCUGUAAAUUGCCGGAAAAAUUGAAAGAAAAUAAAAACUCGGUUUAAACGAUCUGCUACUAACAAUGUGAACGGUAUUGUACAGCAGGUUGAAAUUAGACGUGCGUAUAAUCGGUGGCCGCCGACUGCAGUGUAAAAGGACCGAUCAUCUCCGCGUCACGGAAGAAGUCAAGAGUUGUCUUAUAGACUUUUGUAACGGAUUAGCCGCUGCCGUAUAAACUGGAGAACGUUCCGUACCCGCGCGUUCUACGUUUCUUCUACGUUACACGACGGUAUCCAAUCUACUCCACCAGAUACAGUGUCUCGUCCGCUUAGAAAAGUUGUUGGUACACACGCGGUUUGUUUUAAACUUGAGAAGCUAACCGUUGAUCCGAAGAUGACACUCGUCCGCUAACAGGUAGCGAGGUGAGCCUGCCGCUAGUCCGUCUGUACGUCGGUUGCGGUGACCGAGUGAAAGAAAACUGGUAUACAUAUACUCGUAUGUAUGUACACACAGGUGGCACAUAGUUAUAUCUUUGGAUGACCGAGUGACUCAAAGUGCAUCGCACUCGACUUUUCUUAUAUAUGUAUACAUAUUUGUGAAUAAGACGUACGUGUACGUACAUCGGGUGGUUACAUACAAUAUACGUACGCGUGAUGUGCAUCACCUGUUCGUAGGAUUUUCCAUCGAUUAAUUAUCGAUACAAGCGACAGUGCCGUGCGUCGGGACAACGAAUUGUGAAAAGUAAGACUGAUUUCGUGUGGUGGAAUUUUUUUUGAAAAAUUUUUAAAAAGGAUUAUCGAAUGAAAUUCACCACCGAGUGAUUCAACAUGACCGUAGCCAUGGAACACAAACGGAAGAGCUCGUGGGAUUCUAAGAUUUCCGUCAGCACGGUGAGCACGAGGAGAUUCAGUAGGGCGGGAACACCGAGUUCUAUACUGUCUUCGGACAGCGACAUCCGAUUCACGAGAAAACUCGGUGGACAGUACAGAUGCGGAUGCUGCGUCCUGGCCGCAUUUUUACUAUUCAUGCUGUUCUCCGGUGUGGCGAUCUAUCUGGGAUACACAUUCCUCAGCGCCGAUCCGCCGGACGAUCAAGUAUUUUUGGCAACAUUUCGGGUGAUCGCCGGUGACGUUUUCGUCAGCGAUCUGUCCGACCCGUCGACCGAGGCGUUCCGGGUCCGAUCGAGGGAAUACAGGAACCGAUUGGACUUGGUUUUCAGCAGGAGUAGCCUCAAGCAUUAUUUCGUGGCGACGGAAGUCCUCGCCCUUGACGGGGUCGACGGCCGUGACCUAGUGGUCCACAUAGAGGUGAUAUUCGAUCCCCGGUAUCGUACGAUAACCGCGUCCGAAGUCACCGAGGUACUAGCCCAGGAGAUAUCGCCGGGUUCGAGAAAAUACCUCGGCAAUUUAACGGUCGAUCCGAAGAGUCUCGAGGUACAGGAGAGCCGUGAAGCCCUAACGGCCGAAGUCGUCCUACAGACGACCUCGUCGACGCUACCGACGACAACGACGACACCCCCGCCACCCAGAAGAUGCUCCAAACUCGAACUCGAUUACUGCAAACAUCUUCCGUACAACGUCACCUCAUACCCGAACGUCCUUGGUCAUCGAUCUCUUCAGGACGUUCAAAAUGACGUCAUAGCUUUCAGGGAGCUCGUGGACGCGGAAUGCUACCGUCUGGCAUACGAUUUUAUUUGCCAAGUACUCCAGCCGUCUUGUUUACCGGGACCGAACGAGGACAGACUUUACGUACCCUGCCGAUCGUUUUGCCGAGAAUUUUGGACGGGAUGCGGCAAUCGUUUGCCCGACAGGAUACGCGAGGCAUUGGAUUGCGAAAAUUUUCCCGAAUACGCCGGACCGGGAAGCUGCAAACCGAAGCCAGGCUGCGUUCGGGAUCUUCAGGCGCGCGCUUUGUCGCCACGUUUGUGCGACGGUGUGAUCGACUGUCCGGAUCUUUCCGACGAGAAAAGUUGCUCGUACUGCCCCGAGAAUAGUUUACACUGCGGUAUAGGAAGGGCCUGCAUACCGAGGAGUAAGAGAUGCGACGGAUCGAUCGAUUGCCCGAACGGCAGCGACGAGAAGGACUGUCUCACUUUGGCGACUAGCUUGAAUUCGUUGAGAUUACAGCCGGCCGACACUCCCCACUACGCCAAUUACAGCAGGGAAGGUUACGUGGUGUUCAACGAAAAGGGCAGCAUUGGAAAGCUCUGCACGGAAAACCUGAAUUCUUCGCUUCCGCCGCCAGAAAUGGAGAACGUUCUCCAAACGGCUGCUAGCUCUCUCUGCAGUCUUCUUACUUACAGCGGCGUCGAGUCGAUAGAGAUAAAAAUAGACGAUGAGGACGACGUCCAGUACGUCCACAUGCAGGAUCCCUCGGCUUCGGAAAUCACCUUCGUUCGCGCUCCCUGCCCGAGCCGAGAAGUAAUGUACGUGAGGUGCUCGGAUUUAGAGUGCGGAGUACAAGCGAUGAGGGGAAAGGGCAAGGGUCAAAGUUUGGCUAAAAUGGCAGCCCCCGGCGACUGGCCCUGGCACGUGGCGUUAUUCAAACAGGAAGUUCACGUGUGCGACGCGACCCUGGUGUCCGCCGGAUGGCUUUUGACGACCGGUUCGUGUUUUCAAGGGCAACCGAAAGCCGAGUGGCUGGCGAGACUCGGCACUGUGAGACUUUCCAGUUCUUCGCCCUGGCAGCAAGAGCGGAGGAUCGUGGGGAUGGUGAAAUCCCCCGUGGAGGGUAGCGGCACGGUUUUGCUGAAACUCGACCAACCAGUUUCGGCGUUCACCGAUUUCGUAAGACCAGUUUGUCUGCCGUCCGACAACGACCCUCUGCCACCUGCGAAUUUGUCCAACUGCAACACCCUCGGAUGGGCGAGAAAUCGUGACCUUUUGCAAAGGGUGCAGCUUAGGCACAGCGCGAUGCCACGAUGUGAAAAUAUCAGCAUCGCUUCGGUUAAUAGCAUCUGUACGGAACCGGCCUACUCGAACGACGAUUGUAACGAAGAAGAAGUUGCCGGAAGUCCGAUGCUCUGUCUUCUCGGAGACGGUCGAAGAUGGGCUUUGGCAGGUGUCGGAAGUUGGCGGAUAGCCUGUUCGAAAGCAGGAGUCGAAAGGCCCAGACUUUACGAUCAGAUUUCGUCGAACGUUGCCUGGAUCAGAUCGACGAUCAGCUGAAUGAUUCGGUGACGGUGAAAAUCAGCCGACGAGACGCCACAAUUUCGUCAUUUUUUUUUUUUUUUCUCACGACUACCGGUGCAAGAAGCAUUGACAUUUUUUUUUUUUUUAUUUUACAGAAGACUAUACGAAUGACUACGAGUUAGGAAGAAAAUAAAAUGAAUAAUAAAAAAAAAAAGAAAAAACAAACAAAAUGAUCCAUAUGUGAUAAAACUUGUAUACUUUUUUUCGUUCUUUUUCUAUUAUUACUAUUACUAGUAUCUCGUUUUAUUUUAGAAUACUUAUAAUUGUUGACGUUUUGCGUUGAAAUUUCAACGUUGAUUAUUAUCGUUAUCGAAUUUAUUUAAUUGUAAAUAUAUCCAUGUAUUCCGGUAUUCGCUUUAGUUAUUAAUUAUUAGAGGUAAUGAUGAAAAAAAAAGAAAUAAUUAUAUGAAGAGAGAAAAAAAUUACGUAUAAACGUACAAUUAUAGGUAAAUAUAUAUGAUUAAGUAAAUAUAUGAUUCAUUAUUUUAUACUCUGUACAAAUUGUUCCAUAAUAUAUUACAACGAUUUAUUUGAA
Molecule: messenger RNA, 3952 nt
Organism: Athalia rosae (coleseed sawfly)
Lineage: Eukaryota; Metazoa; Arthropoda; Insecta; Hymenoptera; Athaliidae
Product: atrial natriuretic peptide-converting enzyme-like
Exons: 13
Coding region: 1054-3393 (779 amino acids)
Biological process (GO): proteolysis
Molecular function (GO): protein binding; serine-type endopeptidase activity
Source: RefSeq, a predicted model, not a curated record